CUAAAAUUGCAAACAUCAUCAUUUCCGAACGGACACAGGCGAUUUGACGUGACAUUUCAUGGCUUUUGUUUCUUUACUUUCUUUUGUCAACGACAAACUUGCGUUUAUCAAUUAUUACGUUCCCUACGCGUUAAUAUUAGUUAGUAAUUAAGUAAUUCGGUAUAUUGUGCGAUGGCAGCGAGCGGGCCCGGCCCGCCGGGGGACGGGGUGGUGCGGAGCAGCGCGCUGAGCUUCCUUGCGCAGGCGCAGGGCCUGGGCACGGGCGAGUCCUCCAACAGCCAGGAGGCUGAACAGGCUGCUGCUCAAGCUGAUAGACUGGUCCCAGCCGGACUUAAAGCGCUGUGUGAUGCAUGCUCGGAGCUAUACCCUGACCAGCCUAAUCCACUACAGGUCACCACACGCUUAAAAUAUUGGCUGGGUGGUGAGGACCCAUUGGACUACAUCAGCAUGUACUGGCACCCUGGAGUACCUGAGGAGCAAGUGCCUCCGCACUGGCACUAUGUCAGCUUUGGCCUCUCAGACCUGCACGGAGACGGACGCGUCCACCCGGUCCCCGGGACAGAUCGCUCGCAGCCGUCAGGGUACGGACUAGAGCUGACCUUCCGUCUGGCCUUGCCAGCCGCUGGUGCUCCACCGCUGUGGCCUGCUGCACUGUUGCAGGCGCUGGCUAGAUACAUCUUCAGCACAGGCAACAAAUUCGUAUCAGGCGACCACGUGUCAUGGCACGCGCCGCUGGACGCGAGCGCGUCGCGCGUGCGCCAUCUACUGGUGGCCGACGACGCUCGCCUGCGCCCCACCGACACGCCUUACGGACGGGUCUCAUUCUUACAGUUGGUAGGAUGCACGGGGCGCGAGCUCCGCGCGGCGCAGCGGAGCUCCGGCUUCGAGGUGCUCAAGCUGCUACAAGAGGAUCCCAGUUGCGGCGGCAGUUGGCUAGUGACGCAAGUAUCUCGCCGCACGUCCGCGCGGAAAGUGCGCGUCGCGCGGCAAAUAAGGAGUCCGGCGCACCUGGCCGGUGUGUCGGCGAGGGUCACAGCGCUGCCGUGGACUCCGAGCAAAGAGCAAGAUACGGGGUCCCUGUCGCCGCGGGUGGAGCAACAAAUCAAAGACACCCUCAAGAGAGGGCUCAGCUCCAUGUCCGACCGACCCACUGAAGUAUCGGGACACAUGUCGACGGAUAGUUUUGAGAUGUCGAGCAUCGAGAAGGCGCUACCGGAGAUACCCGAACUUAUGCAGGGUUCGUGGCGCGGCGAGGAGCGCGUGGAGUACCUGGAGGGAGUACAUCUCAUUAUGAACCCUGAAGCAGCUAGCUUGCUACCUCUCGCCAUAGACGGCCGCGUGCUCCACGACCGGCACUUCACGUGGCGCGACGGCGCGCGCGCGGUCACCGUGCUGUCGCCGCGCGUCGCCGGCGCCUUCGCCAACGACAGGAAGCCCUACGGCUCCAAGGGGGACUGGCUACAGAUUCUGCUCUCGCCCGAGCUCGCCAAACUCGUAUCUUCCUCAGUCGCCCCGCUGUCCCGAUUGGCUGAUGACUCGGAGUCAGACGAGGACGACACAGCACCAGCGCCAUCGUUGCCUCUCACUCUCGCCUGGCCCGAACACGGACUAAAGAUAUCAGUGUUGUAUGAUCAGCAGUUAUUAUAGCAUCUUAACUACUGACACGGUUUAUAUUAUGGAUGGUAUAGAAAGGAUGCCAAUCUCUUAUGGCAAAAAUGUUGCAAAAGUGACCGCUUUCAGCUUUAAAUAAUAGUUUCUAAUCUCUCCGGUGGCGCUAGUUAGGUUCUGGAACAUGAGUAUAACAUGAACCAUAUAAGGCAACAAAUAACCCGACCAAAUUACGUACGUUGUUUUUGGUAGUAUUUCGGUGUAUGGUGGCGCCGCCUAAUUACUGUUUUUUGAUGGACACUUUUCAUACAUAGAGAUUUGGCUCCUUUAUACAGUCUCCAUGCAUAUAAGGCAACAAAUAACUCGACCAAAUUACGUAGGUUGUUUUUGGUAGUAUUUCGGUGUAUGGUGGCGCCGUCUAAUUACUGUUUUUUGAUGGACAUUUUUCAUACAUAGAGAUUUGGCUCCUUUAUAUAGUCUCCAUGGUCUAUAUGAUAAUUUUAAUAAUUAGGAGAUUAUUGCAAAAACGAAUACAUACAAUUUUCAUUUUUAACUCUGAACGCUUUACGUCAUAAACUUAACUCACACGUCAAGGUCACGGGCGCAAGUGAGCUAAUGUAAAGGCCCGGCGGCCAUAGGUUGGAGCGAGACACAGCGAUCGGACCUUUCGUACCCACCUAUUGCUGCCGCUCGCCGCUGCCGUCGCCGCGCGAUGUGGCCGGGCCGUAAACCACAGAAUAAAUAUAGUUGGUCGUGCAAAUCUUGUCAGUAGAAAAAGGCGCGAAAUUCAAAUUUUCUAUGGGACGAUAUCCCUUCCCGCCUACAUUUUUUUAAAUAUGCCGCCUUUUUCUACGACAAGAUUUGCUUGAACAACUAUAACAUUUGCCGCUAUAACAACAAAUACUAAAAAGUACGGAACCCUCGGUGUGCAAGUCCGACUCGCAGUUGGCCGGUUUUUUUAUUCUUGGCGUUCAAAAGGUUAAAUCUCGGAAAUAAACUAUUAUUUUAAACCAUUACAAUUAAUAGCCAUGUUAGCUCAAGAUUUAUAGUUGGUCAAACCAAAUUGUCAGUAAAUAAGAACAAAAAAAACUCCUUAUAUUCUUUUGAGUGCUAGUACUAGUGUAAGACAAAGAUUCUAUGAUUCUCUCUGUCUAUGUUUGAAAUGACAGUCCUUUGACAAACUAUGAACUUGUUACUUUGUUUAAGUUAGAUAUUUUUACUUUCUUUCAUUGUAAAUUUUUUUAUACAUAAUUUACAAAACGUAGCUAGAGUUAAACCAAGAAAAGUCUGCAGCGAUUUUGAUAGGAUACGCAGUGCAAGUGUUAUUUUAAACGUCAAAAAAAUAAUUUGAUUUGUUCCCAAACUUGUUCAUAGAUGGCAGCACCAGUCUCUCUCGCUACAACGUAAAUCCGUAAGGAGUUCGUGUAGGAGGUGCAAGCGUGCACUACUUGCCCUUAGAGCUGGUCAAAGACGCCUAGUCUUACUAAGAUGGCAUAUAGUCGAGAAAAUCGGACGGGCACCGCCGUGGCGGGGUGGCCUAGGGGUUCAUGGCGUUAGCCGCGAUAGCUAAAGACGCCGGUUCGAAUCCGGCCUUCACCACUGGAGGGCUUCGUCACUUUUUCUUUAAUAUAUGACAUCUAUUACAGUUUUUAAUUUAUAUAGGUAUAUAGUAGUGUGACUACUUAAAAAACACAAAUCAAAAUAUUUAAUAAAAUAAUUUGAUUUGUUCCCAAACUUGUUAAACGUCAAACUUCUAUGAAAUUAUGACGUAUAAAUAACACUUGCACUGUGUGUGCUGUCAAAAUCGCUGCAGACUUUUCUUGGUCUAACUCUAUUUUAAAAUGUGUAUGUAAUGUACUGUACUCUAGGUAAAUGAUACUAACAAUU
Messenger RNA from Cydia strobilella, 3495 nucleotides. It is a transcript of the gene Su(fu), whose product is annotated as suppressor of fused homolog. The transcript is spliced from 12 exons. Lineage: Eukaryota; Metazoa; Arthropoda; Insecta; Lepidoptera; Tortricidae. Bases 172 to 1647 code for a protein of 491 amino acids. The record is from RefSeq and is a predicted model, not a curated record. Gene Ontology annotation, cellular component: nucleus; cytoplasm. Gene Ontology annotation, molecular function: transcription factor binding.